CCUGAAAAAUAAAGCUAUUGGUACAGGAAAUUCGAAAGGCAUGGAAUUCAACAAAAAACGUUCCGAAUUUCUAAUGAAGUCUCUUAAGGCGUACGGUGAAACGACAAAAGUCGCAAUCGUUGCGCCACCAGGACUAGACCGAUUACUAACCAUAGAUUCUGAGGACCAAUAUUUUGUUUCCGAAGAUAUCCUGUUCACACGAAACUUGGCAUUCGCCAUGAGAAAGGGAUUUCCGUAUAAAAGUAAAAUCGACAAAUUAAUGAGAAGAUUAAUUGAACAUGGAAUCUUUUAUAGACUGUCUGGUUCAAACCUUUUCAAACCGAAACCAACACCGCAUAAUGAUUCGAAACCUUUGUCUGUAGAAGAUCUGUUUGGGGCAUUUCUUCUGCUUUUCGCAGGAUAUACCUUAUCGUUCUUUUGUUUUCUAGCCGAAAUUUUUGUUGGAAAGAUCUGGAAUCGUAAAUGUCUUUUACAGAAAUAAUAACUAUAAUAAGUACAGGGGAGAGCGGGACUAGAUGUACUGUAGUUUUUAACGUGUUCUUCAAUUUCUUUACCGUAAACACAUUCAUAUUAGUAUUUGUAUAAUAUUAGUUACUAAUGAAUUUGUACACUUUUUGUUAUGUCUAGAAAGCUAUUCUUUUCUGCACGGCCUCAUAAUAUAUAGCUAGAUUGCUGCCGAUGUUGGAACAUCAGCAGAAUCGUGCCCGACGUUUCAAACGCCAUUGUCAAACUUCUAGGCUUACAGGAUGGCGGCGCUGAACGUUCGACGUUUACGUUUUCGCGAUGAAAACGUCGGCUGCCACUUCUGUAAUACUUUUUUAGACUUAAAUUUGGGCAUGAAGAUGUUACAACCUGUCCGGGUUACGUGACAGUAAAUAAUUGAAGAAAUAUUAAAUUCCAAAUUGAAAACACUGUGUAUUGAUAUUUCCAGCAAACCAAUAGCUGUAACGACUCACAUAAAGCAUAUAUUUAACUGUUUAUUAAUUGCAAUCCUGGUGGCUUAUUCUUUUCAACAAAUACACUGUACCCGCCCAACCCUCAAGUCAGAUGUAUCCAAAUGUCUCGUUACAAAUCAAACACGCCCAGGACUUUAACAACUCGUCUCACACUACACUAACUUCACCACUUAAAAGGCACUCAAUUGCUGGAAAUCCCUAUAAUUUUCAAUACUUUUAACCACCCUUACUGCCACACUUACGGAGAUAUGACUUACCUGUAUAAAAACUUGCAAUUUUACGUUAACCACAGUGAAUAUAUUUAUGACAUCAUAAAAGCACCUGCGAGUAAACUUAUAUCCAUUCCAAUUGACUUUUUUAAAACUCUGUCUGUUCUACACGCACUAAAAAUGCCUUAUUUUAGCAAGACCAUUGUGAAGUUCCGCCAGGCCCACAAUUUGGCGGCUAGGCCCAUAAUGAGGGACGUAUUAGACAGAUUACCCUCGAAAAAUUCGUAGUUUUCACUUCUACUGAUUAAAUCUGAGAUCCCCGGAGUAGUAUUCUCGACUAUCGGGCCAUUGCGUUGAUACCAACUGAGUAAAAUGAGACAUUUCUUUUGUACCAGUCCUGCUCUCUCCUCCUAACUUAUUUGCAUGAAAAUUUAGUGUUUUUUUCUAAUAAUUCCUUUAUCAAUAUUAAUGAGAAAUUAUUCAAGUUUAAUUAUAAAAAUUGUCGAAUAUUUCAUGUAAAA
This is a messenger RNA of Centruroides sculpturatus (bark scorpion), 1686 nucleotides long. RefSeq lists its product as uncharacterized. Lineage: Eukaryota; Metazoa; Arthropoda; Arachnida; Scorpiones; Buthidae. The record is from RefSeq and is a predicted model, not a curated record. The coding region runs from base 41 to 481 and encodes 146 amino acids. The transcript is spliced from 2 exons.